Messenger RNA from Bombina bombina (fire-bellied toad), 2757 nucleotides. RefSeq names its product calcium-activated chloride channel regulator 1-like. Lineage: Eukaryota; Metazoa; Chordata; Amphibia; Anura; Bombinatoridae. The transcript is spliced from 14 exons. The record is from RefSeq and is a predicted model, not a curated record. Gene Ontology annotation, biological process: chloride transport. Gene Ontology annotation, molecular function: intracellularly calcium-gated chloride channel activity. The coding region runs from base 1 to 2757 and encodes 918 amino acids.
AUGGGUCUCUGGAAAUGGUUUGCAAUUCUAUAUCUAUUUCAAAUAUAUUGUACAGCUAACAGUUCUAUGGUGACACUUGUUAAUGGUGGAUAUGAGGAUAUUGUGAUUGCAAUUAAUCCAAAUGUAACUGAGGAUGUCAAGAUUAUUGAAAACAUUCAGAAUAUGGUGAACGAAGCAUCAGGUUAUUUAUUUAAUGCUACACAACAAAGGCUCUUCAUAAGAAAUGUAAAAAUACUAAUCCCUAUGACUUGGACAAAACUUUCCAACUACACAAAGCCAAAAACAGAAACGUAUGACAAGGCAGACGUUAUUAUUGCCACUCCUUUUCUAAAAUAUUUAAAUGAACCUUAUACUUUGCAAUAUGGAGGCUGUGGGGAAAAAGGAAAAUAUAUUCAUUUUACUCCAAACUUUAUGGUUAAUGAUAGUUCAACCAAAAUAUUUGGCCCACGAGGAAGAGUGUUCGUCCACGAAUGGGCUCACCUUCGUUGGGGGGUGUUUGAUGAAUAUAAUAAUGAAGUACCAUUUUACAUUGCCGAAGAUGGUGCUAUUGAAGCUACAAGGUGCUCCCUUGAUAUUAGUGGUGUAAACAGAUUUCUGCAAUGUGUUGGAGCUUCGUGCACAACAAGGACAUGCAAAGUUGAUGCUACCACAGGUCUUUAUGAAGAUGGCUGUUUUUUUGCACUUGAUAAGAACCAACUUUCUCAAGAAUCCAUCAUGUACUCACAAGCACUAUCUUCUGUAUCUGAAUUUUGCAAUGCAAGCACACAUAAUAUAGAGGCUCCAAACUUACAAAAUAGAAUUUGCAACUUGCGCAGUGCUUGGGAGGUCAUCAGGAGUUCUACUGACAUUACCUCUACUCCUCCAUCAAGUAGCACGUCCAUACCUGCUCCUCCUAAAUUCUCCUUAUUGCAGCCCAGUGACAGAGUCAUCACUUUAGUACUUGAUGUUUCAGGAAGCAUGGCCACUAAUGAUCGCAUAGGACGACUCUAUCAGGCUGCAGAGGUCUUCCUUAUUCAGAUCAUUGAGCAAAAUUCUUAUGUUGGAAUUGUCCAGUUCUCAAAUACUGUAUCCAUUAAAUCAAACCUAGUGCAAAUAGUCAACGAUACCGAUCGUCAAAAACUCAAAAAUCUGCUUCCAAAAACUGCAGUAGGAGGAACAGACAUUUGUUUAGGACUUCGGAUGGGAUUUCAGGUCAACCGUCAACACGAUGGGUUAUCGUAUGGCACUGAAAUUGUUUUAUUAACAGAUGGAGAGGAUAAUUAUGAUACCAGGCUUUGUUAUAACGAUAUAAAAGCCAGCGGUGCGAUUGUAAAUACCAUCGCUGUGGACGGAGCUGCUACACUGCGACUUGAAGAAAUUGCAUCAAUGACAGGAGGAGUAAAUUUUUUAGCAAAAGAUGUGAAAGCAAAUGAUUUGAUUGAUGCUUUCACUGGGAUAUCAUCUAAAAAUGGGGAUAUAUCUAAUCAGGCUAUACAGCUGGAAAGCACUGCCUUAGACACUGCACCAAAUAACUGUUUGAAUGGCACUGUCAUCAUUGACAACACUGUGGGGAAAGAAACCUUUUUUCUGGUAACUUGGAAAAGUGCAGUACCAGAUAUUACUUUACAAAACCCAAAUGGAACAAUAUUUACUGCUGCAAACUUCUCCACUGACUCGGUUUCCAAAUCAAGUAGACUUGCAAUCCCUGGAACAGCAGAGAGUGGAACUUGGCAUUACAGCCUUUGCAACAAAUUUACAGCAAAACAAGUUUUAAGCAUCAUAGUGAGCUCCAAGGCAGCUGAUGUAAAUGUUCCACCAAUUGUUGUCAAUGCCCACAUGGGCAGCGACAUAAAUCAGCACCCCAGCCCAAUGGUCGUCUAUGCAUCAGUGAAUCAAGGGCUUUUACCAGUAAAGGGAGCAAAGGUGACAGCGACUAUUGAGUCAGUGAUGAGUAGUGCUGUCACUCUAGAGCUUUUGGAUAAUGGAGCAGGUGCUGAUAUUGUAAAGAAUGAUGGCGUCUACUCUAGAUAUUUCUUCAAUGUUACAGUAAAUGGACGAUAUAAUUUAAAGAUUCGGGCAGAAAGCAAACAGAAUAGAAGCCGCCUAGCGUUCCCAAGGAGUCACGCUCUUUAUGUACCUGGUUAUGUAGAGAAUGGUGUGGUGGACAUGAACCCACCAAAGCCCGUAAUCAGUGACGAUGACAUUGCCCUUGACUUGGGAGCUUUCAGCAGAACAGCAUCAGGUGGUUCUUUUUUGGUCUCUGCUGUACCUCCUGGUCCACAACCUGACAUCUAUAAACCAGAGAGAAUUACUGACUUAACAGCAAAUAUUAACGAAUCCACAAUUGUGUUAUCCUGGACAGCAACUGGGGAUGACCUGGAUCAAGGAAGCGCGUCAGGAUAUGAUCUAAGGAUGAGCACCCGUCCUAAAGACCUCCGAGAUCAUUUUGAUAAUUGUACUUCAGUGAAUAUUUCCAGUCUAACACCACAGCCAGCUGGAUCCAGUGAAACAUUCACCUUUGUUCCUGAAAAUAUUGUUAUAGCAAAUGGCACCAUCCUAUAUUUUGCUCUGAUUGCUUUUGAUGAAGUGCCACAGAAAUCAGAUCUAUCUAAUUUAGCACAGGCGGCUCUUUUUAUUCCCAAAUCUACUAAAGUGAGUGCAACACAUCUAGCUCUGAUUGUUUGCGCUGCAAUCAUUAUAACUGCUAUUAUCAUAGGGAUCACUAUUUAUUAUGUAUUUGUCCAAAGGAAAAAGAAGAAACUAAGAAUUCAAAUGUAA